AAAGUAAGAAGUAAAUGAUAAUUGUAUGGUGGUAAAGCGUCUUUAGUUACAUUACAUGUAUGUUGUUUUUCACUCUAAAUGAAGUAUUACAUAUUAAAUGCCUAUUUGAUAUUUGAAAGUAUGCAAGCGUAUAGCAUUAACUUUUUAUUGUUGUUUUGUUAGUAAUUAUGAUAAAUAUAUUAAAAAUUAGAGAUGAAGACUCCCUGGGCAUGGCGUCUUAGACUAUAAUAUACUUUAAAUUAAACUAUAACUAAGUUUAAAUUUAAACACUGAAAUAUAAAAAUUCAAAACACUGAAAUCAGUGUCAUUGUCAGUCAUGAUCAUAUCAUAAUCAUUCUGAUGAAAGUCAUACUACUCAUACUGUGAUGUAGUCUAAUUUGACUAAGAGUCUUAAUUAAACUUUGAACACUUAACCUUGUAGUUUGGUGCUUCGCCGCUGUUGACAUUCACAAUUACCUGGGCCUGGGCAUUGAAAUUAAAUUAAUACUUAUCUUACCACACGCUAUUUGAAAAGAAUUAACAAAAUUUAGUAAAAAGGAUGUUAAGCUAAUUGUAUACAUUUUUAACAUAUUGAAGUGCUCUGAAAAGUACUUGCAAAUGUUCUUACCCAGUAAAAUUGAAUUAAUUUUUAAAGAGCCAAACACUUAAUUUCAAAUAGCCUACCCUGAAACAAGAUAAAAGAGACAUACAAAACUUUUGAAAUGAGAGUUUUCUAACCGCCUAACUACUUAAAUAAAACUUAAUUUUAUAACAGAAUUGUUAUGGCGACCAGGACAAAAAGUGUUGAUAAAACAGGAGAUCAUAAAGCAAGUGAAGCACUCCUGAAACAACGAGUUAAAGAGGUAGUACAAUUAAUUAGUUUUCUGUUGUGUUCCCUUAGAGAGCUGUUUUAAAAAUUAUUAUUUAUACUUAAUUUACCAUUUGCGAAACAAGCAAAAAAUAUUUUAGAAGUUGGAUACCCUGGAUGGCAAUUUAUGUAUUGUUUUGGCCCCACUAUAUUUAUAUGCCGCUGUAGGGUAAUAGGAUGUAAAUGAAGUCUUGAAAAUUGAGUAUUUCUGCAUUUAUAUCUUAGUUUUUAAAGAAUGUGUUGCUUGAAUUUCACAAUGUACAGUGGUUCACAUUUAUCAUAAAAUAAUAUGUGAAUGAAUUCAUAUUGUGAUGAAUAGUUGUCUGAGUCUGAGAUAUUCUAAACAAAUGGAUUUUUACCUUUUUUUUAAUAAAUAAAAAGAAUAACUCAAUUUUUAAGUGAUGACAAUUUUAAAAUUGCUACAGAAAAAAAACAUGCACAUUAACAUAUUAAACUUAAUUAGUCCACAAUUUAGAAGUGUCUAGUUCAUAUUUGAUUGGUAGAUUUGGAAUUGUUUUUAAAAAAAAAUGUUUUUCAGUGUUUUGAAUUACAUUUUGUUUUUUGAAUCACAAAAGGUUUGAAACAAAAAUAGAGAGGAAUGGGAACAAGACAAAUUUUGUUUAAGAUCCUUGAAUGUUACAUUUUAAUGUAAAUUCCUGUUAUUUUUGUCAUAACUAUAUACUAUAUAUUACCAAAGUAAGCUACUUAUUAGAUAUGUUCUUAGCCUAUAUAAAAAUUAUUUCUAGCUAGAGGAUGAAGUCGCAUCUCUUAAACGCAGAUUGGAUGAAUUGCGCAAAGCCAAAAAUACGAAAGUUGUGAAAAGAGAAAGGGAAAUAUUAGAAGUAGGGGUGCCGUUUGGUCGAAGGUAAGAAAAAUAGUUGUCCUUUAUUGUUAAAACACACGCAAAAAUGGAAAAAGCUGUAUAUAAUAUAAUGUAUAUUUUACCUGGCAUCUAUCGGUAACUGUGGUAUUGUGUACAUAUCUAUGAAGCUAAUUUCAUUUUCUUCUUUUAUGACCUUACAAUUUUUUGUUCAAUUAAAUUUUCUUUUAUUUAUGAUUGAUUUUUUUUGGGUACUUUUCCAAUGUUUUUUUUAUUCAAAUUUUCCUUCAGGUGGAAUUAUUUUUCAUUGAGAUGAGCUGUUUCCACAAAAAUCUUAAGGAACAAAUUAAACCCCAUAAUAUAAACCAAGAUAAUGGUCUUAUUAAUUUAUACAGUUUAUAAAGACUCUGUAAUACGUUAAAAAAAGAAUAUGUUUCUCUAUUAAUUUUCUUCUUCUUCUUCUUUAUUUUAAGGGCCCAUGAUCAAUGAAUUGAUCAUUCUGGCUCUUAUAUUAUGCAUAGGUCAAUUGGGUUUAUAAUAUCCUGUAGCUUUAUCUGGCAUUGUAAUGACUAGCAAAAUAAACAUAAUUGCUGAUAAUGCUUUUCAAAUUGAGUAUAAAAACAAUAGUAUAGAUGAAAAUGGGCUGUUAUAGCCAUACUAAAUCUUUGUGCAAGUUUAACAUAACUGAUCAUUUUAUGUGUCUUUGGUAAAAAAAUCAAUGUACUGAGUUUUUUUUAAAGCAUUUUUUUUCCAAAAUUGUGAUGUAUUAACCACAGCCAUUUAAACAAAAUCUCAUUACAUUAAUCUGUUAGUUCAUACACAACCUCUAUGUAAAUGUAGUUCAUAUUAGAUACAAAAAAAAACAAUGAGACAAAUAUCUGUACAAGGCUUGACUCCACGGAAAAUUGUAAGAAAUAAAGCAGUUGUACUCUCCUAAUCAUCUUUAAGGAAGAACAUGCAAUCAUGCUGUUGACCUCAAAAUGAAUAACACAAAAUCAAAAGAAUCUUCAGAAAUAAGUAGGGACGGUGAAUAAAUUCAUAUUUAAUUAGUGCUAGCCAGCAGCUGACUGACAGAAACCCCUAUAGUAACUAUUACCCCAGCGACUAUUCACAGCAAUUAUCAGCUGUUUUCUAUGGUGACGAUUUUCUUAUCCUCUUCCGUGUCUUGAGAGUUCUUGUCUUUUGCUUUACUUGGGAUUGGAUCCAACUCAAAGUUCUCAAGCUCUUUCAUAAUCUCAUCCAUAAAGUCUGUGGAAUUAUGCUUGUAGGCCAAUGCUGCUCUGAUAGAAUCUUUAAAUAACCUGACAACAUUAGUCCCAUCAGCAGCUGACACAUAGUAGAAUGGCAUAUUAUGUUUCUUGGCAAAGGCAAAGGAUUUUUUGGUUGUAUUCAAGUCCUCAUCAAUCUUAUUUGCAGCACACAAACAUGGUAUCUCUGGCCUAUAGGUUUUUAAGUCUUUCAGCCAUUCUGAUAAGUUUUUGUAAGUGAUUUUUCUUGUGCAGUCGAAAACUAGAAUACAUGCAUUUGCUUGAUGGUAAUAUGAUGGAUGCUUGCUGUUGAAACGCUCUUGACCAGCAGUGUCCCAGAAAUCAACUGAGACUGUUUUGCCAUCAAUCUGUGAUUUGUAGUUGAAUAAUGUUAGUGCGAAUGUUGACAACUGUUGUGGUUUAUAUCCAUCCAUGAGAAACCUUUCAACAAGCUUUGAUUUUCCUACAGCGCUGUCACCGAGACAUAUAAUUUUUACGCGUUCUUCUCCUUCAUCUCCCGGCUUGUCAUAGUCUGGUUGAACGUUGGUCGCCAAUUUUGUCUAACAACUCUGGAUAAUUUUUUUAUUCAUUACAGGGAGUCAAAAGACUUAGAUGAUAAAGAAAUAGAGAAGCGAUUACAAGACAAAGAUAAAGAAUGGCACAAAGAAAUGGAUGAAUUAAGACAAAAAUUUGCAGCAGAAGUUGAAAUUUUGAAAAAGAGUCACCCUGAGGUUUGCUGCUAAUAAAACUAACUUUAAAAAUUAUUUCUUUUUCUUUUUUUUUUAACUUCAAUUUAAAACUUGAAUUAAUAUGUUGUAUUUUUAAAACAAUUAAUCACUUAAUUAAUUUUUGUGAUUUUUGUGGUUAGCAAUUUUAAGUGUUUUUGUAUGCACUGUGUUGGUAUUAAAAAAAUUAUGAACAGGAGUCAUCAUGUAGCCAUGAAACAGAGCUCGAGUUCCUUCGGCAAAGAAAUGAGGUGUUAGAAAAUGAUCAUGCAGCAAUAACAUUGCAAAAUAGGGAGCUGAGAGACAGAGUUUUUGUUCUUACGUCAGAUUUAAGUGCCAAGGAAGCCAGCUGGUGCGAGAUGGAAGAAAAAUUCAAAUCUGAAGUAAGCAUUUGCACUCAUGAGCGCCCGCAGAAAACUUUCUAGGGGGGGGGGGGGGCCAAAAAUCCGAUUACUUUCCCGGGGGGGGGGGAAAAAAANUAGCGUAUUUGUAUAGUGAACGAACGGACAGGACAUCAGCUUAGUUACUUUCUCUUUAAUUUCUCUUUACUUUAAUAAAUUUUGUGUAAAAAUUUUUUAUCCAAUCAAUCCAGGGGGGGGGGGCAAGCGCCCCACCUUGCCCCUACCUGUGGGCGCCCAUGUUUGCACUGUACAAUAUUUUAAAGUUAUUAAAGUAGAGAUAGGAAUUUCUGAUAAAUAUCAAUUUCAUGCAGUUUAAUUAAAAAAAAAAUAAAUCUUUCCCAUAUUACCAUUUGAAGCAAAAUAUGACUUUUUGACAUUGUGUUAUUUGAAUAAUGUUAAGAACUCUUUUACAUUAAAUAACAAUGAUUUUAUGCAUUUAAAAAAUAAAAAAUUCUGUUGAUUAUAUUUGCACUCAUAAAAUAAUUUUAGCUACAAAGGUCAUGGGGAGAGAAGUACAAACAAUGGAUGGACCAGACAGAAGCCAAAAUCAGCGACCUGCAGAGAACAAAUGCCCUGUUGUAAGUUGUAAUGGUAACAUUUUUCACAUUUUAUUUUUGUGCUCAAUAAAAAAAAAAAUCUCUGGGGAUAUCAAAGAUGUAGAGUUUCCAAAACACUGGGCACUUGUGGGGUCUGAAAUAAAACAAUAUUUUCCAUCAUAAUACAACUGUUUCUUGUCAACAGCUGAUGAUCAACCAGAAUAUUCAGUGGUAUUUGAUUGCAUUAUCAAAUUUUUCAUAAAAUCCAAAAUUUGUUCUACUUUGAACUAUGGUAAUCUUGCAACUCAUAUUUCCUCACACAGACGAACAUAUCUGAAAAAUCACAAACCGAAUGGUGCUGACCCAACAGGACAAGAUCCCAAUUUUGACAAUCUCUAAAAAUAUCAGCGUGUGAAUUGAUCUGUCUAAAUUAACUUUGAAAUAAACCAAGUUAAGUUCAAGGACCACUGCUACUGAGACACAACCUAGUUCUAGUUCAACUAUUACACUUACUGCUAAUACAUACACAUAUAAUAUAUUUGAAUAAUUUGAUACAAUGGCCUUAUGAACAAUAUAAUGUUUAUUAUUUUCUCCAUAUCCAUUUGAUGUAAUUUGUUUAGUUGAUUAUAGAACAAUGCCAC
Messenger RNA from Lymnaea stagnalis (great pond snail), 5217 nucleotides. Lineage: Eukaryota; Metazoa; Mollusca; Gastropoda; Lymnaeidae. The record is from the annotation of a GenBank genome assembly.